Molecule: messenger RNA, 795 nt
Organism: Colletotrichum orchidophilum
Lineage: Eukaryota; Fungi; Ascomycota; Sordariomycetes; Glomerellales; Glomerellaceae
Product: thiamine pyrophosphokinase
Exons: 3
Coding region: 1-795 (264 amino acids)
Biological process (GO): thiamine metabolic process; thiamine diphosphate biosynthetic process
Molecular function (GO): thiamine binding; ATP binding; thiamine diphosphokinase activity
Source: RefSeq, a predicted model, not a curated record
AUGUCGCCAAGUUUUGAGUGGCAUCCGAUAAGUCUACUCCGCGACAAGAAACCAGACCAACCCAGUACUGCCGACUUUGCGCUUAUUGUGCUCAACCAGCCUGUGAAGCAGACACCCGUUUUUAACUCCUUAUGGACUAAUGCCCUCACGCGAGUUGCUGCAGAUGGCGGAGCAAACCCGCUGUACAAUCUGAGCAAAGCAGCUCAAGCUCGAUCCCAGCCUCCAUACACCCCCAGCCUCGACGCCAUCAUCGGCGAUCUAGACUCCAUUCUCCCCCACGUCAAGGACUACUAUACGACGCUAGAACGGCCUGCACAAGUCAUCCACAAACCCGACCAGUACUCAACAGACUUUGCCAAGGCCAUCUCAUGGGUCCGCACAAACCACGCUUCCGACCUCGAUGUCGUAGCCCUCGGCGGGCUAGGUGGCCGCGUCGACCAAGGCCUCGGCCAGGUGCACCAUCUGUACCUCUUCCAGCCGGGGCCCGACUAUGCCCAGGGCAAGGUGUUUCUCGUCUCUGGUCAGAGCCUCACUUUUCUGCUCAAGCCCGGUCGCCACAGCAUCUGGGUCCGCGAAGGUGGCGAGGAUGUCUUUGGCAAGCACGUCGGUAUCAUCCCAAUCGGAGGGACCAGCCACAUCACCACCAAGGGCCUCGAAUGGGACGUGGAGAACUGGGAGACCAAGUUUGGGGGCCACAUAAGCACGAGCAACCACGUGCUACCUGAGACCAAGGUGGUCGAGGUCGAGACCACCGAACCAGUGCUUUUCACCAUUGCCCUUGUGGGCACCGAAUAA